Messenger RNA from Eremomyces bilateralis CBS 781.70, 1582 nucleotides. RefSeq lists its product as uncharacterized. The record is from RefSeq and is a predicted model, not a curated record. Bases 199 to 1401 code for a protein of 400 amino acids. The transcript has a single exon. NCBI's taxonomy places the organism in Eukaryota, Fungi, Ascomycota, Dothideomycetes, Eremomycetales, Eremomycetaceae.
UGUCCAACUCAUCUACACUUCUACACGCAUCGGAAGUUCACAUCGUCGCAAAACAAACAAACCUCACUCACCGUUUUAUACCUAGAGCUGCAAUACCAAUGGACAUUGUGUCCCAUGUUCGAUGAUAACCGCUAUGCGCUCGCAAUUCCGAUAGCUUGAUGACAACGUGGAGCCGCCGUUGGCUCGCAAUGCAUCAGAAUGUUUCGCAACGAUCCACGGCUUCGCCGAACCCUCAAUCAACUCUCUCAGAACCUUGAAGCUGCGAACGAGACCGCCCAAGUCGGUUUAUAUUCAUUCUCCCAAACAUAUAUCGACCCAUGCGUGUCGUCGGUUACCCAAUGCCUCACCUCCUGUGUUGGAACAUGCUUUCCUUCCAGAGACGAGAAGCUCCGACAAGAUCGCGCUCGGAGACGAACGAGAGGAAGAGGAAGGGCCGAGUUGAACUUUGAUUUCUACGACGACUGGGAUGAAGAAGGAGGAGAGGACUCCGGAAUCUUGGCGUGGGGCAAUGAUGAGCUCGAUCGACUAUUGUCCGGCUCGGGGAGUCGAAAUGCUCAGCCAGGACGCGAACAAGUUAUGUCCUACGGAACGCGCAGGGAUCGAUUGGUAAGCGGCGAAAGGGGGAGACGAAAGAGUGGAGGGCAACCGCAUGACGUGGGAGUGGAUCCGACCAUCAUUCCCAACUCGAACUAUUUUGGAUUCCUCGGACGGCUCCCUUGGAAGAUUGGUGGAAAGGGACUGAAAUACAGGCCCUCGGCUGCGGAUUUACAAGACCACCCGGGACAACGAAGAGCGGGACUGGAGUGGGACGAGUCGCACCAACCGCUUAUUGAAGACAGCGAGGAGGAGGCAUGGGCAUCGGUUUCACACCCCGACGGGCGAGGGAAAGCCAAGGGAAACAUGAAAAGGCACACGCGCAAUCGCAGUAGCACUACCGCGUCGGGACAGACCGAGGACUCGCUGAGUUCCAGAGGAGAUAUUUUCCCUAGCGAAGACGAACUCGACGAUGCAGUUCCGCUCGACGAUGAGUUCGCCAUGGUACUCGAAACUCGACCCGUAGGCUCGGAAGAAGCGCUUAGUGGGAAGACGGACAGCAAGCGACCGUCUCGAUCCAGAGUCUCCACCCGAUCCGUGUCGUCUAAGAGCAUUCGGCAUGACGGCGAACAGCGGAUAAAAGAUGCCAAGUCUAGGGUAUCCAUACUUGAAGACGAGGAUGUUGACGCGCCUAUGCUUGAUGAUUUAAAAGAUGAAGAUCUUCGCCUUGAGAGGCAGGAAGAGGAAGAUAUAUCGAGAAAGAGGCGAGCAGCUCAUCGGCUUGCGAUGGAGCGUGGUCUGCCAUCGAACUCACCUAAGGUAUGCCGUCGCCAUGCCCGAAGUUUUCCUCGUAGCUUACAGCAGUAGUUCUUGCAUGAAGAGAGCCCUCCAGUUCAAGCACCAGUCAUCAAAACGUUGCCAUCUCUAGGUAACGGAGACCCUAACAUGUCCCCCCGAGACGAACACAAGUUGGAGCCAGAAAUGUCCACGAUCCAUUCCGCCUCGGAACCAAACUCUGCCGGGCCCCUUUCGACGAUUACGCCUACGA